Caenorhabditis remanei is the source of this 1794-nucleotide messenger RNA. RefSeq lists its product as uncharacterized. Gene Ontology annotation, biological process: regulation of transcription by RNA polymerase II. Bases 1 to 1794 code for a protein of 597 amino acids. The record is from RefSeq and is a predicted model, not a curated record. The transcript has 8 exons. NCBI's taxonomy places the organism in Eukaryota, Metazoa, Nematoda, Chromadorea, Rhabditida, Rhabditidae.
AUGGGUGAAUCGUCUGCACAAGUUGCGGAAGGACCACAGCCGAAACCUUCACGGUUCCAGUUCGUCCCGGUGCCUGGAGAGUUCACUAGAGGACGAUGGAAGUGCCGCGAUUCGUAUCAUCCAAAUGCCGAAACUCUCGAGUUUGAAAAGAACAAGACAAAAGAAGAGGCGAAUCCUGAAAAAAUCUCUGUGUUCUUCAAAUUGAGACAGCCUGAAGAAGAAGAGAGCACGAUUCAAGUAACUUCUGUCGAAAACAAAGAACCUGAUAAUGGAGAUGAAGUGUCGAACUCAUCAGAAAGUAUCAUAAUUACUCGGAAGAAUGGAGUGACGAUAGUUCGAAAAACUUCAAACUCUCUUCUUCCGGAGAAGUAUGAUCAAAUAAGAGAGUUAUCAAUCGACGAUUUCGAAAAUAAACCUGACGAAAAAGCUCAACAAGUGCCACCGACUCCUAUGAAUACACCACCAGCGAGUAUGGCAGUUCUUGAUACAGGGAUUCAAGCAAUUGUGGACAGUUCACUCUCACCGCAUUCUAGUCGUAAACCUUCCAACGAAGAUAAAACUGACAUGCAAAAACUUGCUGACUCAUCCAUCACAUCCAUUACAUCUUCGUCCUCACUCCCAUUGGAAACAUCAAAACCUACUCGACACUUCCAAGUUGAACCAGUCGUUCUCAGUGAGCCAAGCACUCCUGCUCCAGUUGCUCCAGCCCCAUCUAUCGAAACUCUUGCACCGUCUCCUACUGUUCAUUCUGAGAACCAUCCUCUCAAUGAACCAACGUUUCAAGUUAUUCAAACCGAAGAGAGCAAGAACAUGUCUAUGGACUCGGUGAAGAAUGUGAUUGACGCUGCACUUAUGCCGCCUCAAACAGACCGUCUCAACCUUGUUGAUGAGGUGGAGACCCCCACCAACGUAAUGAUAACGGUUUCGGCCGCAUUGGAGAAAAAGGAGACAGCAGUAGCAGGAAGCGUUGGAAGUCUUGAUGCAUGUGGAAUUCCAAUUGCUUGCCCUCCAAUCAGUGCACCGCAUUCAACCCCUUACGGAACUCCCAAGGAAACUCAAAAUAUACCCAUUUUCGAAGAAGUUUUUUCCACGAAUGUAACUUCAACACCUCCUACAAUUAUCACGACCACAACUGCCCCAACUACUGCCCCUGCAUCUUCCCCUGUAUCUUCUUCUGUUCCUGCAUCUGCUUCUUCAUCCAGUGUUACUCUUCCUUCUGUAACAACAACUGCUACAGUUAAUACUUCUGCACUGACGACUCCAUCCGCAAUAGACUCACAUACUCCAAUUGACAAUAAAAUUGAACAAGCUAUGGAAUUGGUGAAGACUCAUUUGACGUAUGCGGUUCGAGAAGAAGUUGACACAUUGAGAAAUACGAUUGCUGAGUUGGAAUAUCAGAUGCGAGAGUUUCAAUACGAAUGCAACUACUACCGGCAAAACUGUUCUCCUGAAGUUGUUGAUCAAGCAUCUGCAUUUGUUCACCAGCAGAUGUCGGCUCAUCAACGCCCGACAAGAAAAGCAGUUAGCUCAACCAAUGUGAUCUUCGAUGGUAUAUCAGCUCAGAACGCAUCUGCGUCUGCAUCUGCAUCGUCAGCUCAUAUGCGGAACUUGCAGAAUCAAAUUCAGCAAAUGAAACAGAUCGCUCCUAUUACAACCAAUAUAUCCACCAACACCGCCACCUACAAUUCGACUCCCUCCGCCACUGUUCCCCCCAAGCCCUCUCCCACCACCUCCGAGUCCUCAUUGAAUAAUGCGACUGGAAACACGCCUGGAGCACCACCCACCAGCAACUAA